AUGAAUUCACUUAUUAAAAGAGUUGAAAAGAUUCAAAGAGAGACAGUAGACGCAAAAGACAAGAAUAAACAAUUACAAGAUGAAGGUGAUGUCGAUGCAUUCACUCUAUUAAGAAGAAAGAUUGGUCUUGAUGUAAAGGGUAUUAAAGAGUUAAUUAAAGAAAGAGAUGAAGCAGAAGAGACAAUGCCAGGAUCAGUUAGAACAGUUGAAUUGUCACAUCAAAUUCGUAGAGCCAUUAUAGAUAUUAAAGCCGAUGCACAAAAACUACAGAGAAUGUAUGACAAGGGUCAAGAGAGAUACACUAAAAAGAACAAAGAGAAUGAAGAAAAGUUAAAGAAGCUCGAGCUGGAAAAGGAAGUGUGCGAAUUGGUUUGGAGUCAUAUCAGUGAGUUGGAAUUGAUCAACAAAAAGAGAGGAGGUGAAAGAAACGCUUUCAUCCCAUUGGAUCCAUCAACUUCAUCAGCUCCCAAACAAUUACCUGAUAUUGAUAACGACGAUUUUAGAACACUUAGACAAAAUGAUCAAAAGAUUGAUGCUAAAUUAGAUAUUAUUAGUCAACAUUUACAAGAGACUGAACAAAUUGCCAAGGUAAUGGGUGAUACUGCCAAACGUCAAGGUGUAAUGCUUGACAACCUCAACGACAGAGCAGACGAUCUCGACACUAAAUUGGAAAAUAUUAAUAUCAGACUCUCUAAAAUGAUCAAAGAUAUUAGAAAGGCCGACAGAUUCAUUAUCGAUGUUAUUCUUAUUUGUGUUUUACUUGGUGUUGGUGGUUUUAUUUAUUCCAUCGUUAGAUAA
Cavenderia fasciculata is the source of this 798-nucleotide messenger RNA. RefSeq lists its product as uncharacterized. The transcript is spliced from 3 exons. Bases 1 to 798 code for a protein of 265 amino acids. The record is from RefSeq and is a predicted model, not a curated record. Lineage: Eukaryota; Evosea; Eumycetozoa; Acytosteliales; Cavenderiaceae.